Messenger RNA from Dentiscutata heterogama, 576 nucleotides. The record is from the annotation of a GenBank genome assembly. NCBI's taxonomy places the organism in Eukaryota, Fungi, Glomeromycota, Glomeromycetes, Diversisporales, Gigasporaceae.
AUGGGAUUAUGGUAUAAACGAGGCUCAAUAAUAAUAGUCAGAACGUUGGCACGUGGACGAGGAGGAAAAAUCAAUGCAGAAAUGCCUGAUGAGACCAUAUGUGUUGAUAUCACGAAGACAGAUACCAUUGAAAAGCUACAAAAAUCGUAUCGGUUUUACGAUCGCUUAUUUCCACAAAAACUACAUACACUUCUUCAUGCAAAAUUUGCUGACGAUAAACUUAAUGGGAUAUUACAUGGAAGUAAUUGCACUUGCAAUUCGAUUCAUUCGGCGGAAUUGGCUUUUGCUCUAAGGCUAUGUAUUCGCGAAGUUAAUCGAACUCUCUUAGGAAUUGAGUUUGAAAAAAAGGCUGGAUAUGUUCUACAUCUAAACGGUUUUGAUGGAAGUGGCCUCAAUCAUGAUUGUGAAGCUCUACCUGCUUUCGUCUUAUCUGUUAAUCAUGGCAAGAAUUAUGUAUCUUGGACAUGGAAUUUGAAAACAGCAGGUCUAGAAGGUGCCAAGUACAACGCACCUUUACCUACAAAAGCUUUGUGGUCAGCACCCGCUCAGUUCAAAGAAGGUGAAGAAGAGCAAUAG